AUGUUGAGAUUGUUAGGAGUGAACACAUUUAAGAUUGGAAUUGGAAUCAGCUUUUCAUCAAACAAUGCUCUGCAUUUUGUGGAUUUCAAGAACCAAACAUGCUGUCAAAAAUUGCUUGAGUUGACCGGAAUAGCCUUCCGAGUUCCAACUGUGGAUGUUUCAGUUGUGGACCUCACUGCGAGGCUUGAGAAGGCAGCUACAUACCAGCAAAUCAAAGAUGCUAUCAAGGAGAAAUCUGAGGGCAAACUCAAGGGUAUUUUGGGGUUCACCGAAGACGAUGUGGUCUCCACUGACUUCAUAGGGGACAGCAGGAAAAGCAGCAGCAGCAGCAGCUGCCCAGCUCUUCGGCCUCCUCUCCAAUCUCCUCCAGCAGUUCUCCAGUCCUCGAUUUUUGCAUCUCGAACUUUGCUCGCAAGGCUGUUUUGGGAGAUGAUGAGCAGAAACUGGUUUAAUGAGAGAAGAAUAGUUUUGGCAUCGGAGAGAGAGGAUGACUUAUUGAGAGAGUUCAUGAAAAGGCAAAGAAUUGGACAUUAGUUAAGAAUUGUAGGCAAGUAAUCUUAUUGACACAUUUUUUUUUUGUUUUUCCUUUUUUAAAUGUUGUGACUGAGGAGGAUGAACCAGACACUUCUUGCUAUUUUUGGUCUCAAAGGUGGAUGAAUACUACAAGCGAAUGGUAAUAUUGACUGCCUUUUUACAAGUCUACAUUUCUUCAGGUUUAAGUUUUUCUUAUCUCUCUAAUGAUUUUGUAUUUAUUGUUGUAUAAACUAAACGUGCACUUCUUUGAUUGAUGAGCGUUGAAAGAGGGGCAAUCUCGAGUGAGCAACAAUCUCGAGGGCAGAAUUUACGCUAUUUUUGGUUUUAUCGUUGACAAACUUUGAAAAUAAUUGAUGUUGUAGAAACUUAUAUAGAUUUGGUUUGGUUUGAGAGGUAAACAUUUGAAGGUGUUUGUUAUUUAGAUUUUGAUCAAGAAUACUAUUUUCGUAUUGGCAUGGUGUGCUCCAAAGGGAGAACACCAUUUUGUUGUUCCUUUUAUUUGAAGUUGUGUUUAUAAUAAAGGAGAUCCCCU
This is a messenger RNA of Camellia sinensis, 1066 nucleotides long. NCBI's taxonomy places the organism in Eukaryota, Viridiplantae, Streptophyta, Magnoliopsida, Ericales, Theaceae. The record is from RefSeq and is a predicted model, not a curated record.